UUUGGCGACUGCUAAUUUGUGAAUUUUGUGGAAAGUUUUAAGAAAAUAUCAUUCUAAAAGUGAUUUAAAUAUAGUAUAGCUAAACUGAGCCUGUAAAAAACUUCGUAAAGAUGGCCCAGGGAGUCUCAGAGCACGUGAGGGGUUUUUCCUUCAUGCCCGAAAAUAAAGUCGAUGUCAUUGAUUUGCAGUACAUAGAGGGUGGUGAGUUAUCCAGAGCAUGGAAGAUGUCCCGGCGGGAGCGGCUUAAAAACAUAGAAGCGAAGAUUUGGGAUGAAUUCAUUAAUGAACGGGAUGUGGUUGAAUCUGUUAAGAGUGAAGACCCAUACCAGUUCUUGGAGGAGCUUCCUGAAGGCUGCGUGAGAGAGAUCCUUGACGCUGAGCUCACGAAGAUGAAGGAAGAAAUAGCUGAGGAAGUUCCUGUUGAGCAGCCGAAGGAACAGACAUAUAAAGAGGACCUCCAGGACCCGCGGGAGACCAUGGUGACCUUCGCCGAGUCGAUGGAGGACGAACAGUGCGAAAUUAUCACCAUUUUGGACGAGGGCGAAGUUGAGGAAGAUGGCUCAGAGCCAUGCGAGCGGGAAGAGUUGAACGAGACAAUGGACAGCCAGUGUACCGUACGAGAGAAACCGAGCACCCCUGAACUGUCAGUGAAGGCGUCCGAAAAGAGCCGUGAGAAGUCGCCUGAUAACGUCACAAAUAUAAUCGAAAACGGCAUAUACAGCGCUAAAGUAAAAGAGCUUCAGUCUAAGGUUAACCUGGAACUGUUAUCUGUUAUCACGACCCUGGAAGCUCAUAAUGUGUAUCAACUGGAUCCGAACACACUCCUGAAGCUAAAGCGACAGUGCAGCGAGUUCUGUGCUCGCUACUGCCGCAUAUACUUGUAUCCAAUAUCGCGACAGAUCCACGACGUGACGCGACACAACAACACGGCAACGCCGUACGCGCGACACACGCACACACGCUCGCAACUCAUCCGAUCUGUGUCGCUUCAACAGAACAUGUUGCAAGCCCUUCAGAUGAUCCACAAAUGGUUUACCCAAAAGACGCCGCUGCGGGAAUGCGUGUACACAAUCAAGAACUUCAUGCAAUUGGUGCGAGAAGCGGACUCCGUCUGUCCCGCCGAGGUCCAUAACGAGGAGCUGCUGCAAACUUGCGAGAGCUUGGACAAAGCUCUGGGCCUAUACCUAGUGAGACUUAACAAUUUCGUGGGGGAUGACAGCGAAACUGUUGCCUCGGUGCCUCGUUCCGGAAAGUCUCAUAAGUCUUCGAAGUGCAAUAAACAUGGCAAAGCAAAAACGGUCGCAGACGCCAAGCUCUCGAUGUACUCCCUCGAUAGGUUCCCGCGUAGCUCCAAGGCUUCUAUCGCCCGAUCGAGCGCUGGCACGUCUAAAGCUCGCGUGGGAGAACCACCGACCGCCCGCCCGAAGAACCCUAAUCCAUUGGAAAACCAAAAUGCAGCAGCCAAUAAGAAAACACGGUCCCGGAGACCGCUGAUGCGCGCGCCGGGCGGCGGCCACCGCCGCGACACGCGCGACCCGCACGAGCACGACAACAUCACCACGCUCGUCGAGACCGUCGACUUCAUGGCGACUCCCCACGCGUCGGCGGCGAACUCGGUCCACGGCGUCCCGCGCUCCACCUCCCCGCGCUCCCCGCGCCGCUCGAAGACAUCGCACGUCUCGAGAUCAGCGCGAGGCAUCCGCAAGAGCAAAGAAACAUCUCCCAGAUCGCCAAGAUUAAACCCAAAACGUAAGAAGGACACUUUAGAGAAAGAUCUAAAGCUAGCUCUGGACGCUAUACACGCAUCAGAUGAUACUCUACCGUCGGUUAUCAAGGUGCAAUGCGCGAAGAAAGACGUGGUGAAGACACCUAGUGAAGCGACUCCAAGGACUCCAAGGACUGACAGGGUAGCUGAAGAAAAAAAAGAGCUAAAGGAUGACAAGGAAGUGAGCUCCACGAGCGACGUGUCCGUGCUCCUGAGACAGCUCUGUGCGGGGCGGUCUAAUAGCAAAUUAAGAAGCCCAAGGGAGCGAGCAUUUGGAUCCAAGAACGCCCAGCUGCUAUGUGUCAACGGUGGCAGCCCACGUUCGCCUUCCCUCGGCACACCUCAACUGUUGCGGAUACUAGAAGAAACAAUCCAAAAGCAAGCUCCAAAGCCACAAUUCUCCACCAAAGCUCCAGUUAAAGACCUCGACCGCUAUCGGCUCAGCUUCAACUGGAGCAGCUCGGCCACGGACGCGCUCUUCCAGUACCGCACCAAGUUCGUGCAGCACAUGCUGUCCAGCCCCAUGUACGCUAACAGCAGGGUCGGAAAGCCCUGGGAGAUGAUCGGCAAAAUAUCAGAACAAAUCAUGGAUGAGAUCCUUAUGUCCUGUGCAAAAGAGAUGCAGUUAGAGGAUAUAAUUGAAGAACUAUACAAAAACGAGACACAGUGAUUUUUAUGCACUUAUUAUAUAUUUUUUGAUGUUUGAAAUAAAUGUAUUUUGAUUUCGA
Cydia splendana is the source of this 2493-nucleotide messenger RNA. RefSeq lists its product as uncharacterized. Bases 111 to 2435 code for a protein of 774 amino acids. Lineage: Eukaryota; Metazoa; Arthropoda; Insecta; Lepidoptera; Tortricidae. The transcript is spliced from 20 exons. The record is from RefSeq and is a predicted model, not a curated record.